Messenger RNA from Eptesicus fuscus (big brown bat), 1550 nucleotides. RefSeq names its product GDP-mannose pyrophosphorylase B (gene GMPPB). The transcript is spliced from 9 exons. Gene Ontology annotation, cellular component: cytoplasm. Gene Ontology annotation, molecular function: mannose-1-phosphate guanylyltransferase (GTP) activity; GTP binding. Bases 240 to 1322 code for a protein of 360 amino acids. Lineage: Eukaryota; Metazoa; Chordata; Mammalia; Chiroptera; Vespertilionidae. Gene Ontology annotation, biological process: cell wall mannoprotein biosynthetic process; GDP-mannose biosynthetic process. The record is from RefSeq and is a predicted model, not a curated record.
GUCACCGCCGCCGGGCCGGCCUGCGCUCGGGGCCAGCGGCCGUCCAGCCCGCGUCGCAUCCUGGUUUGCGGCGGCGCGGAAAUAGGCGUCGGGCGUCCUGGGCGGACGAGACGGCUCCAGGGUUGGUCAGUCUGGCAGGUGGAGGGCCCGGCGGCUGGAGUGAGUGACGGGGGUCGGCCAGGCGGCCGCGGUCACCUCGGAGCGCGGCCUCGGUCUCCGCCCGCCCCCCCGCCGGCGCCAUGAAGGCACUGAUCUUGGUGGGCGGCUAUGGGACGCGCCUGCGGCCGCUGACGCUCAGCACCCCGAAGCCCCUGGUGGACUUCUGCAAUAAGCCCAUCCUCCUGCACCAGGUGGAGGCGCUGGCCGCGGCCGGCGUGGACCACGUGAUUCUGGCCGUGAGCUACAUGUCUCAGGUGCUGGAGAAGGAAAUGAAGGCGCAGGAGCAGAGGCUGGGCAUCAGAAUCUCCAUGUCCCACGAAGAGGAGCCUCUGGGGACAGCUGGACCCCUGGCACUGGCCCGUGACCUGCUGUCUGAGACUGCGGACCCUUUCUUCGUCCUCAACAGCGACGUGAUCUGCGACUUCCCUUUCCAAGCCAUGGUGCAGUUCCACCGGCACCACGGCCAGGAAGGCUCCAUUUUGGUGACUAAAGUGGAGGAGCCCUCCAAGUACGGCGUGGUGGUGUGCGAGGCCGACACCGGCCGCAUCCACCGGUUCGUGGAGAAGCCGCAGGUGUUUGUGUCCAACAAGAUCAACGCGGGCAUGUACAUCCUGAGCCCUGCCGUGCUGCGGCGCAUCCAGCUGCGGCCCACGUCCAUCGAGAAGGAGGUGUUCCCGGUCAUGGCGGAGGAGGGGCAGCUGUAUGCCAUGGAGCUGCAGGGCUUCUGGAUGGACAUAGGGCAGCCCAAGGACUUCCUCACCGGCAUGUGCCUCUUCCUGCAGUCGCUGCGGCAGAAGCAGCCUGAGCAGCUGUGCUCGGGCCCUGGCAUCGUGGGCAACGUGCUGGUGGACCCAAGCGCCCGCAUCGGCCAGAACUGCAGCAUCGGCCCCAACGUGAGCCUGGGCCCCGGCGUGGUGGUGGAGGACGGCGUGUGCAUCCGGCGGUGCACCGUGCUGCGCGACGCCCACAUCCGCUCCCACUCCUGGCUCGAGUCGUGCAUCGUGGGCUGGCGCUGCCGCGUGGGCCAGUGGGUUCGAAUGGAGAACGUGACGGUGCUGGGUGAGGACGUCAUCGUUAACGACGAGCUCUACCUCAACGGGGCCAGCGUGCUGCCCCACAAGUCCAUCGGCGACUCGGUGCCGGAGCCUCGAAUCAUCAUGUGAGGGGCUGGCGGAGCCCCUGUUAUUGGCGAGGGGGACACUGGCUUGACGUGUCACAGGCCCUGGACUCACUACCGUGUCUGGGGAGGCCUGGACAAGGCGGAGCAGGUGGACACCUGCCUUCUCCUGUGGACGGAAUCGGGCGGGGUCCUUGCUGGGCACCCUCCCCAGCCCACUCCCUCAAGAAGGGCCGGGCCAGGGCUGUUGAAUAAUAAUUUAAUGCUCACCGUG